GUAAAGUGUUUGCUGAUCCAACUCUACAAGAAAUAAAGCCGACUAUCUCCGUUAUUAUUCUCCGCUUUCUCUUCCCCCCCCAGACCACAGUUCUCAACUCGCCUACCUUAUUUCACUUCUUCCAAUCUCCGGUCACUUCAAAUCACUUUUAGGUUUUAUUUGAAAUUCUCUUCUGACCAUGGAACCGGAGCAGAACAAUGCUAAUCGCACGGAUACUGCACCGUCUAAGGAUUCCAAGAAGAAGGACGAGAAGAAAGAGGAAGAUCUUUCGGAAGAGGACUUGGCUUUGAAGCAACAAUUGGAGUUGUACGUAGAGCGAGUUCAAGAUGCCGAUCCUGGUCUACAAAAGGUUGCUCUUGAGAGUAUGAGGCAGGAGAUUCGAUCAGCUACUAGCUCUAUGACCUCUGUUCCAAAGCCUUUGAAAUUUCUCCGCCCACAUUAUGGGACCUUGAAAGCGUAUUAUGGAACUUUGGAGGACAAUGAUCUGAAGCAACUUCUAGCGGAUAUACUAUCUGUUUUGGCGUUGACUAUGUCAGCUGAGGGUGAGCGAGAGAGCUUGAAGUAUAGAUUACUAGGAUCUGAGGGCGAUAUUGGUUCUUGGGGUCAUGAAUAUGUGAGAAAUUUGGCCGGAGAGAUUGCACAAGAAUAUACAAAGCGUCAGAAUGAAGAAGCCUCAAUUGAGGAUUUGAUGGAUCUCGUACAACAAAUUGUUGCUUUUCACAUGAAGCAUAAUGCCGAGCCUGAAGCAGUAGAUUUACUUAUGGAGGUUGAGGAUCUUGAUUUGUUGCAAGAGCAUGUUGAUGAAAAAAAUUACAAAAGAACGUGUCUUUAUUUGACUGCUUCAGCAAAAUAUCUUGCUAGCCCUGAUGAUAUGCUUGUUUUGGACAUUGCUUAUUCUAUUUAUAUGAAAUGUGAAGAAUAUCCUUCUGCACUUCAGGUUGCAUUAUUCCUUGACAACAUACAGUAUGUUAAGCAAAUAUUCACAUCUUGUAAAGACCUCCAGCGGAAGAAGCAAUUUUGUUACAUCCUUGCACGUCAUGGUGUCUUAUUUGAGCUUGAUGAAGAUAUGGUCGUGGAUGAAAAUGAUAGGGAACUAUUGCAAGAUAUCAUUAACAACACCAAGUUAAGUGAAGGUUAUUUGACCCUUGCCCGUGAUGUAGAGGUCAUGGAAGCCAAAUCACCAGAGGAUAUUUAUAAGGCUCAUUUACUUGAUGGCCGGGCUAGUGCUGGUGCAACUGUUGAUUCUGCAAGGCAAAAUUUGGCGGCUACAUUUGUUAAUGCUUUUGUAAAUGCUGGAUUUGGACAGGAUAAGCUGAUGACUGGUUCUUCUUCUGAUGCUUCCAGUGGCAGCUCUUCAGGAAAUUGGCUUUUUAAAAAUAAGGAACAUGGGAAAACUAGUGCUGCUGCGAGUUUGGGUAUGAUUUUGCUGUGGGAUGUUGAUUCUGGACUUGCACAACUAGACAAGCACUUCCACAGUACUGACAAUCACGUCAUUGCGGGUGCAUUACUUGGUGUUGGAGUUGUGAACUGUGGCAUAAAAAAUGAUUGCGAUCCGGCUCUAGCACUUUUGGCUGACUAUGUUGAUAAAGAAGAUCCAGCUAUUCGGAUUGGUGCUAUUAUGGGUCUGGGCAUUGCAUAUGCAAACACACAAAAUGAACAGAUACGCCUUAAGCUGACUCUAAUAUUUGGGGACCCGAAGGCAUCUCUUGAUGUGAUUGCCUUUACUGCAAUAUCACUUGGUUUGGUGUUUGUUGGUUCCUGUAAUGAAGAUGUUGCACAAGCAAUUAUAUUUGCAUUAAUGGAUCGCAGUGAGUCUGAUUUAGGGGAGCCACUUGCCAGACUUCUAUGCCUGGGCCUUGGUCUUUUGUAUCUGGGGAAGCAGGAAAGCGUGGAAGCAACAGCAGAAGUCUCCAAGACUUUCAAUGAAAAAAUCAGGAAACAUUGUGAUAUGACUCUUCUUUCUUGUGCCUAUGCUGGAACUGGAAAUGUUCUCAAGGUUCAGAGCCUGUUAGGGCACUGUGCUCAACAUCUUGACAAGAGUGAAACCCACCAAGGACCAGCAGUUCUGGGGAUUGCCAUGGUAGCCAUGGCGGAAGAACUGGGUGUUGAGAUGGCUAUUCGUUCAUUAGAGCAUCUAUUGCAGUAUGGAGAGCAGAAUAUCCGGCGUGCAGUUCCUCUUGCCCUUGGUCUCUUGUGCAUAUCGAACCCAAAAGUAAAUGUCAUGGAUACCUUGAGUAGACUCAGCCACGAUUCUGACACAGAAGUAGCAAUGGCUGCCAUUAUUUCUUUGGGUUUGAUAGGUGCUGGUACCAAUAAUGCCCGGAUUGCUGCAAUGCUGAGAAAUUUGUCGAGCUACUACUACAAGGAUGCUAGUGCUCUGUUUUGUGUUCGGAUUGCUCAAGGUCUUGCACAUAUGGGGAAGGGUCUAUUAACACUCAAUCCUUACCAUUCUGAUCGCUUCUUGUUGUCUCCGAUGGCGCUUGCUGGUCUUGUGACAACACUUCAUGCUUGUCUUGACAUGAAGGCUGUCAUCUUGGGGAAGUACCAUUAUGUCCUCUACUUCCUUGUCCUUGCAAUGCAGCCAAGAAUGUUAUUGACAGUGGAUGAGAACCUGAAACCUCUUUCAGUACCUGUUCGAGUUGGUCAAGCAGUUGACAUUGUCGGCCAGGCAGGUCGCCCAAAGACCAUAACUGGCUUCCAAACGCACUCAACCCCAGUUCUUCUCUCUGCUGGUGAUAGGGCUGAACUUGCUACAGAAAAGUACAUUCCUUUGUCACCUAUCCUUGAAGGCUUUGUGAUCCUGAAGGAAAACCCAGAAUACAGAGAGGAGCAUUAAUAUUCUGUUUGAGCAGUGAAUACAACAUAAUUACAUGAACAUUGAAUCUUGGCCUUAAAUUAGAGGGUUGAAUUUUUGGUUUUGUAGGCUGGAAGAUUCUCGAAGAAUUUUCACUGUUGUAACAUUACACGCUUUUGGCGUUUUUGUAGCUGAUAAUGUAGAUUUUUCUUUGUUUUUCUUCAUGAUUUUUGAAAUGAAAUUUGAUACGUGCUGAAUAGUUUUUUUACCUUUCCGUUGAUGGUCUCUUUGUCU
Molecule: messenger RNA, 3088 nt
Organism: Amaranthus tricolor (Joseph's coat)
Lineage: Eukaryota; Viridiplantae; Streptophyta; Magnoliopsida; Caryophyllales; Amaranthaceae
Product: 26S proteasome non-ATPase regulatory subunit 2 homolog A-like
Exons: 25
Coding region: 179-2836 (885 amino acids)
Biological process (GO): regulation of protein catabolic process; proteasome-mediated ubiquitin-dependent protein catabolic process
Cellular component (GO): nucleus; proteasome complex; proteasome regulatory particle, base subcomplex
Molecular function (GO): enzyme regulator activity
Source: RefSeq, a predicted model, not a curated record